This is a messenger RNA of Brassica oleracea var. oleracea, 1578 nucleotides long. RefSeq names its product ribosome-binding ATPase YchF. The transcript is spliced from 8 exons. Gene Ontology annotation, molecular function: ATP hydrolysis activity; GTP binding; ATP binding. The record is from RefSeq and is a predicted model, not a curated record. Lineage: Eukaryota; Viridiplantae; Streptophyta; Magnoliopsida; Brassicales; Brassicaceae. Gene Ontology annotation, cellular component: cytoplasm. Bases 103 to 1374 code for a protein of 423 amino acids.
GAGGACUAUUAGUAUUGGGCCUUAAAAAGCUGGGAGGGAGAGAUAGAAAGAGAGAAAGAUAGAGAGGCGAAGAAGAGAGGCAGAGAAUAGCAGUGUGUUAAAAUGGCGAGAGCAGCUUGUAGCAGCGUCGUCACGGCUCUGUCUUUGCUACCGUCCAAGUCUCAUCAUCUCUUGAGAAACCAGUUCAGCUUCUCCGGAAAAUCAAACAAGUUCGUGGGAGUUUUGACUCUGGAGAAGCGAUGCUUUUCUUCCACAGUAAGCAUGAGCCUCAAAGCCGGAAUCGUUGGUCUUCCAAAUGUCGGGAAGUCCACUCUCUUUAACGCCGUCGUUGAGAAUGGAAAGGCGCAAGCAGCUAAUUUCCCCUUCUGCACCAUUGAGCCGAAUGUAGGUAUUGUGGCAGUUCCUGAUUCUCGUCUUCAAGUGCUGUCUAAGCUCACCAACUCUCAGAAAGUGGUCCCUGCUUCCAUUGAGUUCGUGGACAUUGCUGGUCUUGUCAAGGGUGCCAGUCAAGGCGAGGGAUUAGGGAACAAGUUCUUAUCUCACAUCCGUGAAGUGGAUUCGAUCCUCCAGGUGGUCCGCUGUUUUGAGGACAACGACAUUGUUCAUGUCAAUGGCAAAGUUGAUCCCACCUCUGACAUUGAUGUCAUCAAUCUCGAGCUUAUCUUCUGCGACUUGGAUCAGAUUGGCAAAAGGCUCGACAGACUUAACAAAGGCAAGCCUAAGGAUUCCCAGUCCAAAGUCAAGGAGGAAGCUGAAAAAUCUGCUCUGCAAAGAAUUCAGGAGGCCCUUCUGGACGGGAAACCUGCACGCUCUGUUGCAUUGAAUGACCUCGAGAAGGACGCCGUCAAGCAUCUCUGCUUGCUUACCAUGAAGCCUAUGAUCUACGUCGCUAAUGUUGCUGAAAACGAUCUUGCCGACCCUGACAAGAAUUCUUUUGUUCAACAAGUUAAGGCUCUUUCUUCGGAUUUGCAGUCUGGUCAUGUCGUUGUUUCUGCUCAGGUUGAGUCUGAGUUAACCGAGCUUCCUCUUGACGAGCGGACUGAAUAUUUGAACUCGCUAGGUGUCAGCGAGAGUGGCCUUGGGAACCUUAUCAGGGCCACAUACAGUCUGCUAGGUUUGCAGACCUACUUCACUUCUGGUGAAAAGGAAACAAGAGCCUGGACGAUACACGCAGGCAUGACUGCACCACAAGCCGCUGGUGUCAUUCACUCUGACUUUGAGAAGGGUUUUAUUAGAGCUGAGACUGUUGCAUAUGAAGAUUUUGUCUCUGCUGGCUCUCUUGCCGCAGCAAGAGAUAAAGGACUUUUGAGAUCAGAGGGUAAAGAGUACAUUGUUAAAGAAGGAGAUGUGAUGCUUUUCCGCUUCAACGUAUAACAGAACCCUGAGAUCUCAGUCACUUUGUUCACAGGUUGUGUUUCUGCACUUCCUCUUUUAUAGCAUCGGAGGUUUCAUUGCUCUUGGUUUCGGUGGAUAUUUUUCUUUCAUUUUUACACUCCGAGAAAGUAAUUUGUUAUGAAGACAGAAGAUGAGAUGUUUCUGGAAAUUUUAUGCAAUAUUCAAUCCCCUUUAUUAUAUGAA